Messenger RNA from Danio aesculapii, 4027 nucleotides. It is a transcript of the gene tecrb, whose product is annotated as trans-2,3-enoyl-CoA reductase b. NCBI's taxonomy places the organism in Eukaryota, Metazoa, Chordata, Actinopteri, Cypriniformes, Danionidae. The record is from RefSeq and is a predicted model, not a curated record. Gene Ontology annotation, molecular function: oxidoreductase activity, acting on the CH-CH group of donors. Gene Ontology annotation, biological process: very long-chain fatty acid biosynthetic process. Bases 123 to 1169 code for a protein of 348 amino acids. The transcript is spliced from 11 exons.
AGGGUGGAGUUCAAUAGGAGAGAGAGAGAGAUUUAUUUCCACAGCUGACAGUACAGCUCUGGUGUUUGGAGGGGAAAGAGAGACUCAGAACUCAGAGAAAGUGGACAAAUAAAACUGACAUUAUGGACACGUUGGCUUUAGAGGCCACGCAGCCCAAAAAGGCUCAGAAUGGAGCCGGGCCAGGGGCCCCCGGGCCCCCGACUCCUGCAAAACGCAAACCUGCUAAAAAGACUAAGAAAGCUGUGGUGUUUUUUGAGGUGGAGAUUCUGGACGCCAAGACGAAGGACAAGCUCUGCUUUCUGGACAAGGUCGAGCCCAAUGCAACAAUCGGGGAAAUCAAAUCCAUGUUCCACAAGAGCCACCCUCAGUGGUAUCCGGCUCGACAGUCCAUCCGCUUGGAUCCCAAGGGCAAAUCUCUGAAGGAUGAGGACGUGCUGCAGCAUCUGCCUGUAGGAACCACUGCAACCUUCUACUUCAGAGACCUGGGGGCGCAGAUCAGCUGGGUCACGGUGUUUCUGACGGAGUACGCCGGUCCUCUGCUCAUAUAUCUGAUGUUUUACUUCCGAGUGCCCUUCAUUUAUGCACCCAAAUAUGACUUCACCACCAGCAAACACUGGGUCGUACAUUUGGCAUGUAUGUGUCACUCUUUCCACUACGUGAAGAGGCUUCUGGAAACACUGUUCGUCCAUCGCUUCUCACACGGGACUAUGCCUCUCCGCAACAUCUUUAAGAACUGUACAUACUACUGGGGCUUCGCAGCUUGGAUGGCUUAUUAUAUCAACCACCCGCUCUACACACCGCCCAUCUAUGGAGAGCAGCAGAUCAGACUGGCCCUCACUGUGUUUCUGUUCUGUCAGAUUGGAAACUUCUCCAUCCACAUCGCCUUGAGGAAUCUCCGACCACCUGGCUCUAAGACUAGAAAGAUCCCGUACCCGACUAAAAACCCCUUCACCUGGAUCUUCCUGCUGGUUUCCUGCCCCAAUUACACAUAUGAGCUGGGCUCGUGGCUGGGCUUCACCCUGAUGACGCAGUGUUUGCCGGUGGCUUUCUUCACUCUGGUGGGCUUCAUUCAGAUGACAGUGUGGGCCAAAGGAAAGCACCGCAGCUACCUGAAGGAGUUUCGAGAUUACCCCACGCUCCGCUCACCCAUCCUGCCCUUCAUCCUGUAGUAGAGAGAGCGUCCCGCAGUGUUUUAACCCCCCAUCAGCUCUCUUUUAUAGCUCUGACACACUGAUUCCCAAUAACACAGUCAGAUCCACAGGCUCCACGUCGCCACCUGUGGGUCGCAUCUACAAUAUCCACAUUAUUGUUGUACAAAUGAAACGCAUAAGGGUUUGUCUUUUUUUUGUUUUGCAUUGUACGAUUUUCAUUAGCGAUGUCAAAUUAAGGAGAUGUGUGCAGACAUGUGCAUGCAGAUUAUUCCUGCUGGUUGUAAUAAAACACUUUUUAGCUGGAUAGUGAGGUUUGCAGCAAUGCAUGCUGGGUGGAAAGUAACUAAGCAUUAAAAAUAGGUGAUAAAGUGCGUAUUCGUGCUGCUGCUUCUUGUGGCUGAUACAGGAAAAUGAAGGAAGCCGACGGUGUUGAAAGUGCUUUAUAAAUAAAUCGAGUUGUUAAAGGAAGUUUGAUUGACUUUGGUCUAUUUCUAGGCUGUUUUCAUCAUGACGUCAGUGAUUAUACAAGUUCUAUAGGCGUUAAAUAGUCUCUUUUCACCCAUCCUGUACCUUUUUUUGCUUUAUAAUAAUGAAAUGUGUCGAGAAGGUGAUUGUCAUAAAAAUAAGUCAUAAUGCAACACCUGUUUUUCUUUUGUUUUAAUCAUGUAGUCAUUUUCCCUGGAGCGCUCCUCAUGUUGUCAUUUAUCAGUAAAAGAAGCUUUAAAACUGCUCAGACAGACAUUUAGCAGUUUUCUGCGUUGUAGUUUGUCUGUUCUGUGCAUCAGUCUUGUGUGUUUUGAGUGCAUCUUUAUUUUCGAGAUCUUUCAUGCACUGAUUAAUGAUGGCUGUGAGUUCAGUAUUGAUGCUUGAUGAUUUUGUUCUCAUCAUCAUGGGGAAUCUUGUGGAAACUGCCAAGGACAUCUCAGAACAUAUCUUUUUUUUACAUAUUAAACACACACUGCAAACACACAACACAAUGCUUUCUUAGAGUUUUUGUCUUCUUUCUAGUUCAACUAUCUAAAACUUAUACCAAGAAGCAUUUUCUAGACAAGCUAAUUUAUAUAUAUGUAUAUAUUUCUGUUCUAGAAAGGCUUCUUGAUAUAAUAUUUUCUGCAGUUUUGAGGGGAAAAAACAAGCUAAAUCUGCCAAUAGGGCUAAAAAAAAUAUAUAAUAUUUUUUAACAAGUAAAAAAAAAAAGUUUUCAGUUUGAAAUACGAUUAUUUUGCUUGUUUUAUGGGAAAAUCUAAUUUAAGCACAAUUUUUUUUUUAAUUGAUCUAGAAAAUGCUUCUUGAUUUAUGAUUUUUUUUUUUAGAUAUUUAAACGUGAAUCUAAUAGAAAAAAAGUCUUCAAUUUUACAUUUCUUUUCUAUUCUAAAAUCUCUUUUCAGACCAUAAAGAUUUUCUCAUUAUAGUGCAUUUCAUAAAAUUUUUAAUUUUAAUUCAGUUGAAGUCAGAAUUAUUAGCCCCCCCUUUGGUUUUCUUUUUAAAUUUUUCCCAAAUGAUGCAAGGACCGAGCAAGGAAAUUUUCACAGUAUGUCUGAUAAUAUUUUUUCUUCUGGAGAAAGUCUUAUUUGUUUAAUUUUGGCUAGAAUAAAAGCAGAUUUAAAUUUUUUUUUAAACCAUUUUAGCUCCUUUAAGCUUUAUUUUUUCAAUAGUCUACAGAACAAACCAUCAUUAUACAAUAACGUGCCUAAUUACCCUAACCUGCCUAGUUAACUUAAUUAACCUAGUUAAGCCUUUAAAUGUCACUUUAAGCUGUAUAGAAGUGUCUUGAAGAAUAUCUAGUCAAAUAUUAUUUACUGUCAUCAUGACAAAGAGAAAAUAAAUCAGUUAUUAGAGAUGAGUUAUUAAAACUAUUAUGAUUAGAAAUGUGUUGAAGAAAAACUUUGUUAAACAGAAAUUGGAGAAAAAAAAUAAAUAAACGGGGGCUAAUAAUUCAGACUUCAACUGUAUAUCAGUAAAAUUAUAGCAUGGAAAAAAUACAUUAUGAAACUAUCCCUGCUGAUUGUAUUGAAAAUUUGUUUCUACACAGUGUAAUUGCAUUAACAAAACAAAUGUUUUACAUUGCAUCAAAAAUUUGGAUUUAAAAAAAGAAGUAAUAACGUGUCAUGACAGAUGCCACAAUUAAGAAAAACACCUUUAACAGUUUGUUUAUUCUAUGCUAAAUAAAUUCUUCAGUUAGAUUCCCCUCAAUGAAAGCAGCUUUAAAUCUGAUCAAACAUAGAUUUACAACUUUCCCUUGCGUCACAGCUUGUUUGUAUGGAUUAUGAUUGUUUUCAUCUCUGAGACCUGUUUUAUGCACUGAUGAUUAACGCUGCGAAGAUGCUCAGCUGUUUUUCCUCAUGAUGAUGAUGAUCAGUCUUCAAAACACUAAACGAAAGGACCUGAAAUAAAGCGUUUAGAGACCACUGCAAAAAAAAAAAAAUGCUUUUCUUAAAGAGUUUUAGUCUUGUUUCUAGUCUUAAUAUCUAAAUAUUCUUAAAUCAAGAAGCAACAAUUGUCUUUUAAAUAAUCUGCCAAAAUGAAGUAAGUUUUUCCUUCAAACAAGCUAAAUAAUCUCCCAAUGGGGUCAGCAAAAUAAUCUAGUUUUGUCUUUUGAUAAGAUUAUGUUGCUCACCCCAUUUGCAGAUGAUUUUGCUUGUUUUAAGGAAAAACUCACUUCAUUUUGGCAGAUUUCUUAAAUCAAGACAACUGUUGCUUCUUGAUUUAAGAAUUUUCAGAUAUUUGGACUACAAACAAGACUAAAAAUCUAAUAAAGAAAAGCAUUUGUGAUUAUUAAGUGAAGAUAAAAGUGAAACAGCACAAACUGCAGAUGUCAGAAGUGUUUGCUUGACCUAACAAUUUAUAUAAAUGAAAAAUAAACCCUCCAGAAACAC